Molecule: messenger RNA, 2742 nt
Organism: Cordyceps militaris CM01
Lineage: Eukaryota; Fungi; Ascomycota; Sordariomycetes; Hypocreales; Cordycipitaceae
Product: Fungal transcriptional regulatory protein
Exons: 9
Coding region: 1-2742 (913 amino acids)
Biological process (GO): positive regulation of transcription by RNA polymerase II
Cellular component (GO): nucleus
Molecular function (GO): zinc ion binding; DNA-binding transcription factor activity, RNA polymerase II-specific; transcription cis-regulatory region binding
Source: RefSeq, a predicted model, not a curated record
AUGCCUGCCUUGGUAAUUUGUAAGGACUGCCCACCUCUACAGAUUCCUCUCCUCUACUCCGCACAUUCUGACACCAUUAUACCUGGUCCCAUCAUUUCCUACCUGUUCCCCCCAGAGAAGAACACCGAUUAUCACAACAUGGAGUUGGAGACCGCCCCGCAAGCCUCGACCUCCUACGGCCCGUCCGAAGGCUCGGGAAGCCAAGGCAAUGACCAAAAUGACUCCAACAAAAAGCAAAAUGUUCGCAAGAGAACGAAAACAGGCUGCCUAACCUGCCGCAAGAGACGCAUCAAAUGCGACGAGGCCCGACCCACGUGUGCCAAUUGCAUAAAAUCCAAACGUGUCUGUGAAGGAUAUAACCCUAGAGUGGUUUUCAAGGAGCCCCUGAGCGCUGCCCAGGGCCCGUUCCAAUCCUCAGGCUAUAGCGGAAACCAUGCAACUGACAUGGGGAAUAUGCAUGUCCCGUUCGCUCGACCUGGCAUGCGGCCCUCGUUGACACCGAUUGCUCCCCGGCCCUCCAUGCAUCCUGCACAUCUAGCUCAGCAUAGUAUGCCAAUGGGCUUGUCCGAAGAUGUAUUCUUCUCCCGACAACCAGGCAUGUCAGCAUCGCAGUCCCAAUAUUUUGACUUCAACUCGCAGAAUGCCGGGGAAAUGCUAGAACAACCACCAAAACUUCCAAAUCCUCUGAUGGCGUCCGGAUAUGGACACAGCAUGUCUGUAAUGCCCAGUCAUUCGAGAUCGACAAUGGUGGCAAAUUGGCAGAACGAGCCUGGCGUGCCUUAUGGCGACGUUAGCCAGCCGAUAUCAGAAGCGGAUCGUCAUCAAUUCUCGCCCUCUGACGAGGAGGACGACGAUGCCAUGUCGAUAUCCGACGACGAAGCGCCACAAGGCGGUGAUUCCCGUGGCAUGCAGACGCUCACCAAGGCAUGGACUGGAGCACGGGUAGAUGCGAGGAAAUUCGACUUUUUCGCCCAUAGCGGAGCUCUGUUCUCUUACAUGGAUUCGCCAGCAAAUUCAGAGCUGCGCAAUCGGGGCGAGAUAACCGUAUUUUCCCACUUCUUGAACAUCACCAGCCCAACCAUUUCCAUGUAUGAGCGCCACCCCUGCGACCCGGUCGAGAAGCAAGAGUUCCACUCAAAGGGACACAAUCUUUGGAGCUAUACGCUACCGGUUAUUGCAUUCCACCAUCCAGGCCUCCUGCAUGCCAUGCUUGCGUUGGCGAGUUUCCAACUCGCAAGAAUCCAAGGGCAGACCCACGUCGCCGCUAUACGGCAUUACUCGAGAGCCAUCAGACGUGUCGCAAGAAACGUCAACUCUCCUUCACGCAGAACGCAUCUAGCUACAAUUGCAGCUACUUUGCUACUGGGGUAUUUCGAAGUCUGGAUGGCCGACCACAAAAACUGGUGUAAGCACCUGAACGGUGCUAGUAUCCUGCUUCGAGAGAUACCCUUAGGAGACCAAGCCCGCCGUUGCCUGCCAAAGCGACGACAGCUAGAGCAGCAGCGUACCCUAAGCGACCCGACAUUCGUACCGAAGGAGCAAGAAAAGCUUGACUACGAGCUGCUUCGGACUAUUACUGGAUGUUCGGUAUACCCUCACGACUAUGGGCUCGAGGAAGACGAGGCGGAAGUGGAAAAAUCGCUGGAGGCAACAAGUCAAGACAUCGAAAAGUUUGAAAACCUCUCCGAUUUAUUCUGGUGGUUCUGCAAAAUGGACGUUUACCAGAGUGUGCUCGGUGGCACCAAGCUUUUCAUGGACUAUAGAGAAUGGACCCAAAUUCCUCCCAGAGCGCCAAUGGCAAGAUUUGGACAAAUCUUUGGAACAUAUGACCAUUUAAUCUUGUUACUUGGCCGUGUCGCAAACUUUGCCGCCAAGGAUCUGGGAAGAAAGCGCAAAGCUUUCAAAGCGCCACCCGGUCCACCCUCCGGAAAUACGCCACCGCAAUUCCCAGGUAUUAUCCCCGUUCAAGGAGCAUUCCAAACGCCGAUGGGCUUUAGCCCACCGCGUCAUGUCUCCCCUCAGAGCGACCAGGCGGACGACGUAGAUCCUUGUUCCAAGUUUGACGCGGCUCUUGAAGAGUGGGAAAGCAUUAAGAAAGCUUUUGAUGCUCUCAAGGAUAGCUUUGGCCCAGACUUUCGGCCACUUAGCCCGGAAUAUGCCGAUAGACGAGAGUCCCCGUUCGGACUUGCUGUCCAGUAUCGCACUUAUUCCAUUUCGGGUGUGUGGAUGAAUUACUACAUGGGCUUGAUUCAUCUUCACAGGGCCCACCCGAACAUGCCACCGGCAGCUAUGCAGGCAGCAGGAAUGGCUGCCAGAGACACGGCAACGUCGACGCCAGAUCCUCUGCUUGUAGCGGCUUUGAUUGAGUGCUCCUUCUGCCUAUUUGUAGCGGCCGUACAGUUUCAAGUGGACAACCAGCGACACUGGCUGAUUCAGAGAAUGUCCGACGUCGCUCAAUACACAGGCUGGCAAUCGGCGAAGCAGAUUGCUACCGGAUGCGAAGCGGUGUGGAAGAAGGCGGCUCAGAUGGGCCGUGGCCCUCCGUACGCAAGCAAAAUCCGGACUGUCGAGGAGCAUGCACAGUCAGUAUGGCGGACUGCCAGACGCUUGGACGAGGUCUUCGAAAAGGAAGGCGACAAGCGAAUCGUGCUGGCAAGAGCUGAUAGAGCACAAUUUGCUCUUGGGUUACUCGCCGCAGAAGAGGAUUUGGCUCGUCUUGAGCUACGUGAUGACCGCACGUAG